Molecule: messenger RNA, 1586 nt
Organism: Trichoderma asperellum CBS 433.97
Lineage: Eukaryota; Fungi; Ascomycota; Sordariomycetes; Hypocreales; Hypocreaceae
Source: RefSeq, a predicted model, not a curated record
GCCUUUGACAUCACGCGGAGGGGCCCAAGAUCUGCAUCUCGAUAACUUUAGCUCUCUUUUGCAUCGCAUCACAUGCAGCCACCAUUGAUUGAUUGGGCCUCUGUAAAAAGUUACACUGUGAGAAGCAAGCCACACCGACAAGCUGCAAAGUCGGAAUACCUAUCCUUGUUCGUUCGUUAUAGGAGAGGUUUAUAUACGCGACAAUGGACAAGUUGGAUGCCAUUUUGGAGCGGGCUGUCGCCGACGGGGAGGACACCAAGAACAAGCUGCUUGGAGCCGCAUUUGUAGUGACAGACCGAAAUGGCGUCAUCUACUCUGGCUCUGCUGGGCGAACGGGCAUUGACGCCAACUCGUCCAAAUUCGAUGGCGACACUCUCACCUACGGUGCUUCCAUUACCAAGCUCCUCUCCGCGACCUGCAUCAUGCAGCUGGUUGAGCAAGGCAAGAUUUCGCUGGACGACAACAUGCGGCUGCUUGUUCCCGAGCUGGACAAGAUGCAGAUCUUGCGGGGAUUUACUGCCGAGGGGCAGCCCGUGCUGGAGGACAAUCCACGGCCCAUAACACUCAAGCAGCUGAUGGUUCACACCGUCGGUCUCCACUACGACGUGGCAGACCCGAAUCUGCGUCGAUGGUCCGAAGCCAUCGGUCGCCCAAUUGGAAUGACGAUUCGCAUGUCCAGAGACGGCUACAACACGCCGCUCGUGUCCCCCCCCGGCGACGGCUGGGCCUACGGGUCUGCGCUGGACUGGGCCGGCAUCGGCCUGGAGACGCUGGAGAAGCAGAGUCUCGGCGAGUACAUGAAGCAGCACGUCCUGGAUCCGCUCGAGAUGCACGACACGGGCUUCCGCGUCAGGCAGCUGCCUCACACCGGAGGUCGACGGGCAGAGGUGGCCAUCCGCGACGCCGCCAGCGGCUCGCUAUCGGCCCUCGACAUUGUGCCGGAGGAGCCCGAGAUGGACAGCGCCGGGGCGGGCAUCCACACCACGGCCAAUGACUAUGUCCGGCUGCUGCGCGCGAUGCUGCAGGCCGAGCCGGGCGUGGUCUCGGCGGAGACGGCGCGGAUGAUGUUUGCGCCGCAGCUGGAUGAUGGGCAGCGGACGAUGAUGAGGGACGUUGUCUAUGGUGAGGGGGCGCGGGCUGCGUAUAUCCCUGAGUUGCCGGAUGGCGUGGCGCUGCAGUAUGGGUAUGGCGGGAUGGUGACGAUGGAGGAUGUUGCUGGACUGAGGAGGAAGGGCAGUCUGUCGUGGAGUGGAGCGUGCAGUUCGCGAUGGUGGAUUGAUCGGGAGUCGGGCAUCGCGGCGGUGCUGAUGGUGGCCAUGUUUCCGUUUGGCGACCCGGUGUCGUCGCGGCUGUAUGCGGACCUGCAGCGGGCUGUGUACGGCGAGCUUGUCCAGUGAAGAAAGCAGAUGAUGCCUUACAAGCACUGCAAGAUGACAAGAUGAGGCUCAUUCAGUGCAGCAGUAUAAAUAGAUAGAGCACGGCCGUUGAUACGGGGUGAACCCUGUCGCUGUGCUCCGUAAUGGAAAACCCCGACUGCUAGUGCGCGCGGAUCCUCCGCCUUUUGCUCGCGAUCUGCCCAUGUCCCC